This is a messenger RNA of Stereum hirsutum FP-91666 SS1, 3363 nucleotides long. RefSeq lists its product as uncharacterized. Lineage: Eukaryota; Fungi; Basidiomycota; Agaricomycetes; Russulales; Stereaceae. The transcript is spliced from 5 exons. Bases 1 to 3363 code for a protein of 1120 amino acids. The record is from RefSeq and is a predicted model, not a curated record.
AUGAUAUUGGAGCGUCAGAAAGCAGUUUGCGAGGGCUUGUUAGAGCGAGUUGAGAAUGCACUCAUCGUGCUGGAUACGCAGAAGGAGGUGGAGUGGCACCGUCAGCGAUCGGUCUUGAGUGAUUCGAAGCGACGAGUUGUCAAUUCCGGAUUUUAUUUUUCUCCGAGUGGCCCCACACAUCCAACUCUCAUUGCGAUGUACAUCACCGUUCUCACAAUGAAUAUCCUAUACCAUGUACCACGGGAUGGGACUAAGGUCCUGCUUGCUGGUAUGAGAUCGAUAGCAGAAACGGCCCCAGACUUGGCCAGCGUCGCAUCCGAGAUCCCUUCAGAUCCUCGCACGAUAAUUUCCCAAUACCGCUUGGAUCCAGUGACACGACCAUACAUCUGCUGUCCCUCCUGUCAUUAUCUAUUGCCGUACACUCCACAUGAUCAAACCUCUAUGCCUACAACAUGUCCGGGAAAGCCAGACCCUGAUUCGUCUUCGAUAUGUGGCGCUUUGCUCUGUAACACUGUCCGCAUCGAGGGGCAGGAACACAAAGUUCCCAUCAAGAAAUUCCUUCAUCAGGAGAUGGGAGAAUGGCUUGCUCGACUUCUCGCACGGCCUGGUGUGGAAGAUGCCCUUGAGCAUCCCAGUAUCAGCAGCGAUGGAAUACUUCGCGAUAUAUGGGACGGCACCACACUUCGAAACCUCAAAGGGCCCGACGGAAAGCACUUCUUAGCUGGACCAAAGGGCGAGUUGCGCCUCGUCUUCAGUCUCUCCAUCGACGGCUUCAAUCCUUUCCACAAUAAGAUAGCAAGGGCGUCAUACUCCUCGACGGCAAUAUGGCUUGUCCUUCUCAACUUUCCCCCUGCCCUCCGACACUUACCACAGAAUCGCUACUUCGUCGGCGCUUUGCCUGGUCGUAAUGGCCCCUCCCGAGCACAGAUCAAUUACGUGCUUGAUAUCAUCGUGGACAACGCGUUGCCUUUCUUCGAUCCUGGUGUCUGGAUAUCCAGAACAGCGAAAUAUUCCCGCGGGCGCUGUACACGGUGCAUCAUCUCCCCUCUGAUUUCCGACAUGGACGCCGCCAGACAGGUUGCUGGGUUUGCAGACUACCGGAUGGUCGAGAUCUGUUCACGCUGCCGCAUACGGAAGAGAGACAUCCACGAUCUCGACGAGUCACAUUGGCCGAAACGCGACCUGGAGGAGCACAUCAAAAACGCAAAGGAAUGGAGAGAUGCGUCAUCCAAGACCGAACGAGAGGCUUUAUAUAAGAGAACGGGCAUUCGGUGGACUCCACUCCUACGUGUUCCGAAUUGGGAUCCCAUACACAACGUGGAUCUCGAGUCCAUGCACAUUUUCUGGCUCGGUAUACUCGAAUUUCAUAUGCGACGGGCUUGGAUGAUCGAUCCAGAGGCUGAGGAUGGCGAGGGUACAGGCCAAAUCAAUGCCGAACGCUUUCCUCGUCCGACAGAUGAAGAACUGGCACAUUGUACACAAUUCCUCGAAGACGUCAGUCGCGAUCGUCAUCAGACUCUCGAAAGGCUCAAGAGGGUUGUCCUAUGGCACGCAUGCCGAGACCGAGGCAUAGGAACAGCGGGUACAAAAUGGCAACUUGCAGACAAUCUUAUAUCAUGGCUCUCCGCGAGCGAAAAUGCAGACAAAUCAUUCGCACCGAGUGGUGAUAACGAGUCGGCUUUCUCGACAUCGACGAUGACUGAAGGGUCACAGCUGAACUCUGUUGUGUCAGAUCAUGCCAUGGAGGUCGAUUGCGAAGGCGUCGACUUCAAUGCCCCUCCAGGGACGUAUAAAACGAAGGAUGUGCGAGACACUGAGCGUUCGACCGAUAUACUCAAAAAGAUGUCCGACCUCUCAAAAGCAGUGCGAGAUGGGGUAGGUUUCAGGACACUGAGCAGGAACUACAAGGAAGAUAUUUUUCGUCAUCUUUCCUUCGAACGCAGGUUAAACUUUACUCUCACGAAGGAGGGGAUGUAUAAACAACUUUUAGCCUGGGUACGCACCGAGAGAAACGAAGGUGGGGGACUCCCUCAAGAAUCUUCCACCUCCGGCAAUGCGAACGAUCGUAUCGUCUUUGGAAGAGAGACGAUAAGCGCCGUUCGAGAGGACAUCAAGAGAUGCGAGCUUCCAUCAUGGGUGGGGUCUUUCCCGCUCGAAUGGGCUCUCCUGAAGAAGUCCAAGUUAUCUGCCAAUCAAUGGCUGGUCAUAUUCACGGUCCAUCUUCCCUUCACCCUUAUCCGACUCUGGGCUAUUGAUGGAACUUCGGAGCGUCGCAAAGCGAUGUUGAGCAACGCACUCGAUCUCAUACGCGCAGUUCUCCUCGUCAAUCUUCGUGAACUCAGCCCCGCGCAAAUCGAACUCUACAGGAGCAGCAUUCACCGAUACCUCACAACCCUACUCGAAUUAUACAAAGACAUUAAACUUGUUCCCAACCAUCACGCCGCUCUCCAUGUGCCCGAGACCCUGACCGAACUAGGACCAACUCAUGCCCACAGUGCUCCCCACUACGAAAGGGACAUCCAUGUCAUGCAGGAACUCAAUUUGAACGGGAAAUCAGGUGAAAUGGAGUCGACUAUGAUGAAUAGCUCGGGUCGUUCAGCGAACUUGAAGGCUAUACUGUCCGACAAUGAUGCAGUGCGAACGCACGUAUCCAAGAUGAUCACAACAUGGGAAACCGUAUGUUCUCGGGACUCUCGGGGCACACGCCGGGCCUAUCUCGUCGAUCCGACUCACCCACCAACCGUUCUUAUGCAAGAUGGCGAGGAAGAAUUGAUGCCAGACUACUUAUACCGCAUGCUCGUAACGUAUAUGAACGAAAAACAUCACACGAACGCCUACUCUGAUCAGGGCCCAGCCACCCUCCGCCACAUACAUCUCUCUCGCCAACACCUUAAGGCCACAAAGGUAUCUAUUCGUGGCGUACGCUAUUGCACCUCCAACUCCAUCGCAGGCGACAGCAACAUCAUCUUUCGAACUCUAUCCGGAAGGACUGGUGCAGGAAGCGUAAUCAGUAUCUUUGAGCACCGGCAUCACGUCGUCGACAUAUCCAGGGAUACUCCAUUCUUUCCUAAAGGGUUGCACAACUCUCCCCACCUCACAUCGUCAAUAUUCUUGCUAGUUAAGGAAUACUCUUCCCUCCCGGUCGACAGCAACUUCAGUUUGCAGCGAGCCUGCCUCCACGAAGGAUUCGUAGGUGGCUACCUUCGCCAAGACAUACUGGAGCAAGUUCAGAUUAUAGACGCGUCGCAAGUGCUAUGCCAUUUCCGCAAGCUCCCAAUGACGAUCGGCGAAGAGAAACUGAUUCACGUAUAUCCUCUCGACAGGGUGUGUAUGACCGCCAUUUUGCUCCUGUGCUCUGCGUGA